AUGCUCCGCCACCUCUCGCCACCGACGCCGCCCUCUGGAGAGCUCCCCACCCCAGACGAAACAUCCGCUAGUGCACGUUCUUCCAGCGCAGAGCUGUGUGAUAUCGUGCCGCUCUCUCAAGCUUCUGCGGCUUUAGAUGAAGGCAGUAUUCAACUUGCACAGGACACGGUAGCAAUUGAGCCAGCCCCGACCCAAGCCAGCACAGUAGCCGACGCGAGCGAGCAAGACAGCGACGAACCAGACGAUAGCAACGACGAAGACUGGAGCGAUGCUGACGAAGCGUCCGAAGAGGAUGAAGUCCUGACAGGAGAGAGUGAGGCAGAAGAAGAAGCUGUGGAAGAAGCAGAGGACAUAAGUAUCAAUUUGAUCGAGGUCGAUGUCCACCAGCUCGUGACGGACUUUAUUCGUGAUGAUGCCUGUGAGCGACGUUGCCUCGAAGGCAAAGCCGGUGAGCUAGAGCAUCUUGUGCGCUCACUUGAACAGAUGACGAAGGCGGAGAAAACUACGUGUAUUUUGACACUUAUCGGCGUACUGAUGCAGACGGAUACUGCAGAACGGCGUCGCGGCACUGGUGAACGAGAGAAAUUCCACUACUACCUGCCAUUCGUGGGGCACGUCUGCCGCCCUUCGUUUGCGAGGUGUCUUGGGGUGCAGCCGCUUACUGUGCCGCGAUACAAGCGCCGAGUCCGGGACGGCUGCCUAGCUGCCGCAGCUCAUGGCAAUAAGGCCAACAAAAACGCAUCGAAGGUGGAUUUGAGGUUGGAGAAGUGGUGCCAGUCAGGUCGCGAAGACUACACGCUUCUGCCUGCGAUCUUUACCUGGGAUACCGUCUACGAAGAGAUGCACAAGUUCGUGGAGCGAGGACUUCGCGUAUACGAACCAGCACGCUCCACCUUUCGCAAACUACUGUCGAUUCACUGCCCGACGAUCCGGAUCCGGUCGAGGCAGUCAAACGUAUGUGACUUGUGCAGCAUUUACCAGACGCGCAUGCGCCAUGGUGCUAUUGCCGAUAAAACAGAGGAGCUCGGCCAGCAUACCGAGUCUGCCCGGCGAAUGAGACGCGAAUACAAGAAGGAUAAAGCUGCCUCGCAAGCUGCGGACACUGAUCUCGCCGUCUUGGUCAUGGAUUUCUCACAGAAUCUCACGAUACCUUCCGUCACGUCCACGCCUUCACACUGGUACUUUUGCUCACUUCUAGCGGUGAAUCUCUUCGGAAUUUUCUACGAGAACAACGGGACUCAAACGAACUAUGUGUACGAUGAGUUUGCGAGUGGGAAGGGUAGCGACCAGAUAAUCUCCAUGCUCCAGCACUUCAUCCGCACCGUGCUGGUGCCAGCGGGCAAAAAGCACCUCGUUGUAUACGCGGACAAUUGCUCUGGCCAAAACAAGAAUAACCACGUUAUUCGCUUCUUCCUGGCCCAGGUACAGUACGGCACUUUCGAGCGAGUGGACUACAAAUUUUUUGUGAAGGGCCACACAAAAAAUUCAUGCGACCGUGGCUUCGGUCACAUCCGGAAGCGAGUGAGCCGCUCAGACUGCUGGACGAUGGAUCACAUCGUCAGAGCUGUCGACGAUUCUGCGACAACGAACACAACGAUUUCGCGUGGGAACGAGUUUUUAAAGAGCUACAAGCCUCUAGUGGAAGAGCUCGACAAGAAACUCGUGGGUGUACAGCAGUACCAGGUCUUCAAACCCGGUGUUGUGCAGUGCAGGAAAGGCCCGGACGAUAAACCUAUUGAGAAGGAUCUCCGCCGCAAAGUUGAUGGUGUUUUUACAGACGGACACAAGGUAACCCGCAUGUUGGAUCACUUCCUCGAAGACCUGGAGCCUCCUGCCGAGAAGUCUGAAAAGAUCGCUGAGCUGCAUAAAAAUAUCCGGCCGUAUGUACCAGAAGAGUUUCAGUCGAACCCGAUUUACGCGGCUCCGAGCAAGGAACAAGGUGAAGACGCAAAAGCUGCAAAACAAGCUCGUCGGGAGCACCGAGCAGCCAUGGCCGUUGCUGCAAAGGCCACUCUAAACCGUCGCGGACGAGAUGCUGAGAACGCGGGUCAUCCAGUUCAAAAAAAAUUGCGGAAGUAA
Molecule: messenger RNA, 2079 nt
Organism: Phytophthora nicotianae INRA-310
Lineage: Eukaryota; Oomycota; Peronosporomycetes; Peronosporales; Peronosporaceae
Exons: 4
Coding region: 1-2079 (692 amino acids)
Source: RefSeq, a predicted model, not a curated record